CGACCAUCCUAGUCUCCUCACUCUCCCUCUUUCUACCGAUUCAUUCAAUCAGUGGAGGAACAAUUUCCGGUCUCACGGCUGGCUAUUCACUUCAAUAUCUAAUCAUUAUGACGAGGAGGGCGCGCAGCGCGCUGUACCUCCACGCUCUUUCCCUCGCUCUAGCCUUCACACGCGUCUACGUCUACGCACAGAGCACGACACCAAUCGCCUCCGUCGCUGCUCAGUUCUCUCUCUCCACCUCUACAAGUCUACCUUUCCCUUCAGCUACUCUCAGUCCUAGCAAUGCAGGUGAUUUCCUCGUCUCGGGUUGGUCUCUUAGUAAAGGCCACAUAAGCAGCGGCGAAGGCGACCUCGCAUUCAUCAACGACCCCUUUCCAAAUAACCAAGUCCCAGUCUCCAAUCCUAACUCCAACUCCACGAAUGGCACUGUACUGCGAGUAGACUACCCAGCUGGCUCAUUUAACAACAAAACAGGCGGCGCGCAAUUCUCUACACUCUGGAAUUCCUCAACACCUUUCCAAUCUAUGCUCGUUUCCUACGAGCUCGCAUUUGAUUCGGGUUUCGACUGGGUGAAAGGUGGCAAGUUACCGGGUAUCAGAGGCGGUCCGAGUGUCAAUGGUUGUGAAGGAGGCAAGGAACCUAAUGGUACAGAUUGCUUCAGUUCACGGCUAAUGUGGAGGGCGAAUGGUGCCGGUGAAGUUUACGCCUAUAUACCCAAGACGAAUGGUAUCUGCGACUCUGAUGACAUCAAGUGCAACGAUGAUUUCGGUGUCAGCAUCCAGAGAGGCGCGUUUGGCUUUGCCGCUGGGCAAUGGUCUCGAGUAUCACUCCUCGUCCAGAUGAACGACCCACCAGGCGUUUCGAACGGAUAUGUCGCAUUAUACUUUAAUGAUAUAUUAGCCAUCUCUCAAAAGGGCGUACAGUUCCGCAAAGAUAACUCUGUGAACCCAGGUGGUUUCUUCUUCUCGACAUUCUUCGGCGGAGACGACUCCUCCUGGGCCACCCCCGUCGACACACACACCUACUUCCGGAACAUCCAAAUGUGGGGAUCCUCCAACCCCUCGACGAUGAGUAGCAAUAGCAGCGUGCGUGCGAGGGUCAUGGAGUGGGGAUGGGUUAUACUCGUUGCUGUGCUUGUGUUUUUUUGUGGACUUGAGCUUGUGUGAUUUAUGAUUGUGAUUUGUGAUUGUGAUCUGCGAGAGAGAGAGAGAGAGAGAGAGAGAGAGAGAGAGAGAG
Molecule: messenger RNA, 1236 nt
Organism: Fomitiporia mediterranea MF3/22
Lineage: Eukaryota; Fungi; Basidiomycota; Agaricomycetes; Hymenochaetales; Hymenochaetaceae
Exons: 5
Coding region: 108-1166 (352 amino acids)
Source: RefSeq, a predicted model, not a curated record